AGUUCAAUUUGGUGCUUUUGCGAGGAAUGUAACGUGGCAUUUCGCUCGUUCAAUUAUCGUUGUGAAUGCGCAAAUUUAUCGAAAUUGAAGAUUAGGCAACUACACAGUGUUUUUAUAUCGGGUCUUACAGGUGGUUAUCGGUGUUAAAUGUGAACAUUUUGGAUUUCAGUUUUGUGUAUGACUAUUAUUUUUACAAAUAUUUAGCAGAAUCUCCAUAACAGAUUUUCCUGGGAAGCUCUGAGAAAUUUGAAUACAAUGACGUCUUACGAAAGUCCAGUGGUUCGACAUAGAAACAACAACAGUGAAAUAGAUCGCAAUGACUCUUCCCACGAAACCGUUAUGCAGUGAUAAGCCGUCGUUGCCGCUGCGAGGCGCCGCCGGUGGCGUCGGAAAACGUAGGCCGGCCUGUUUGAGUGCAGCUUGGGCCGAUCCCCCCAUCACCCGGAGGGAGAAACGAAGAGCAAUCUGUUCGUGGUCGGUAGGAUACGGAACGCUUAACGAAGCAGACGAAACUUUUUCGGAUAGUCAAGAUCUGACCAAUUAUAACGAAGGAAAAGUGGCAGACCACGCCGCCCUGUUAGAACCGCGGGGUCGUCGUGUAGUGACCACGUCGAUUGCAGUGCCCCAUGCAUCGCAACCGAUCGGCCCCUCUCCGAGUGCCCCGACCAUCAACAACCAGCGUCCUUCUAAAUCGAGAUCCGAACAACUAUUCGGUAUGCCCGGCAUUAAGUCCUUAUUGGGCACAAGGCGGCGGGCCAACGGUCUCGAAGGACCACAAUCACCUUUGGUAUCCAGAAAAGAAAACGGUACUUCCACCAUGCCUACGGUUAGGCCGGCAUCUAGUUUAGCGAGUCUUAGGAAAUGUGAAACGGUGCUGGCGCUCACAGGGUACCUUAGAUCGGCAUCAUCUUCCAGCAGCAUAGAGCCUCUUCAACCCGUCAAUAGACUGAGAGUUUCUCCGCAUGAGUCGCAUCUUCGUAUGUGUUCUCGUUGUUCCAGUUUAUUAACGCUAGCAUCGAGUUCUCGUUACUCAUUGAAUUCUUCGACGGGUGGUUUCGUACCUGUGCCUGCUGGUGAACCUCCGACGCUGUGCAAACUCUGUCUGACGGAGGUGCCUUCGCAGAACGUUAUGCGCAUAGAGCAGUGUGAGUGUGCCUUUUGCUUAGAGUGUAUGAAGGCUUAUGUAGAAUUCGAGAUAGGCCAAGGAGCAUAUGAUAUUUCAUGUCCUGAUGCACAAUGUCCGUCUCAGGGUGUUUUAAAUGAAGAAGAGAUAAAAAGACUGGCUGGAAAUGAUUUACUAGAAAAACAUAAAAAGUAUCGACUUAAUAGAGAAGUAGAAUUAGAUAAAAACCGUACGUGGUGUCCCCGUGCGGGCUGUGAAACCGUCUGCAAUAUGUGCCCUCAACAAAAAUGCUCUCCACAGGGCGUCUUUUGUCCAACGUGUACCAACGAGUUCUGUAGUAAUUGCAAGCUGGAAUGGCACGAGGGUCUUUCCUGCGAAGAAUUCGGUAAGCAGUUGUCGAAAGAAGGUAAAACCGAAGAACCUGGCAUACCGUUCGAUUCGGAUCUCAUUAAGUGCUGCCCCAUGUGUAACGUUCCUAUCGAGAAAGACGAAGGCUGUGCUCAAAUGAUGUGUAAGAGAUGCAAACAUGUUUUCUGUUGGUAUUGCCUAGCCAGUCUUGAUGACGACUUUUUGCUGAGACACUACGACAAAGGACCCUGCAAAAACAAACUGGGACACUCCCGAGCUUCGGUUAUCUGGCAUCGGACCCAGGUCAUCGGCAUUUUUGCCGGAUUCGGCAUUCUUCUACUGGUCGCCUCACCACUGCUCCUCCUCGCCGCACCAUGCAUAGUAUGUUGCAAAUGCCGCGCCUGCAACCAGGGCGCCAACAAGUUGGACAACGAAGAGGAACCAGAACCUCCGCCCGAGGAAUCAUGAUAUGCGCGAUUCCUUCGAUGGUUUACAACCGGUGCGUGAAAAUGUAAGGGGCCAACAAAUAUUGACAAGAAGUAGGCAGUUGCAGCUCAGUUUCUGUUUAUAACAGUUUAUUACUUAGUGUACUAUUUUGACAAAGAUGCAAUUUCAAUACAUUGAAAUUAAUUUUUCCCCCGGAACUGAACGAUUUUCACCUGUUUUUAAAAUAGCUGUUUUUUUUUGUUCUGUUUUGGUGAUAACACAUGUAGAGCACCCUUACAAGGUGUACUGAUUCGAAGAAUAUAUCACGAACGAUGAAAGAAAGAUAUUUCCUUUUCCAUACCUGUUUUUUGUCCAUGGUAUAUCCUUCGCAUCUGGACAGUAGCGUUAGCCUUAUUUCAUUUUUUUUUAAUUUUCAAUUAUAAUAUAUUCCAAAAGUAACAUCUAACUCACAACUUUUAAAUAAAACCUAAAACCAAAACCUCUAGAAGUCCAAAAGCUCUAAAACUAGCAUUUUUAGUAAGAAAAUAUUUGUUUUUUUUGGUGUUAAAAAUAGUACUCAUAGUAUAAACUGUUACCAUUCUACAUUCUUAACCAAAGUUUAUAAUUUGGAUCAUUGAAAAAACUGAAUGUGAGAUUAUUAUAUUUGAUAAAAUAACUUCAAUGGUCUAAAUUUUAAAAGAGCUUGAAUAUGAAAUUUUACUACAAAUAUUUUAUGCAAAAUAUCAAGAGCGAUGUUAACUUACAACUUAGAAACUGUACCCUUACAACAUCAGAGGAAAGUUAUUUUAAUGGAACACCCUGUAUAUGGUUUUAAUUUUGAAAAUCGAACAUUUUUCCUAUAUGCUUUUAAUAGUUUACUUUUACUCUUAAACAAUUACUUGUUAAAGCGUCGGAAGAUUUACUAUACCGAUAGCCUUACAAGUUCCGCCCACUGCCGUCAUUUUUGAGAAGGCUCUAGAACAGGUAAAGAAGAGGUCACGUUAAAUUUCUAGACUUUUUCUAAAAAUGAUUGUAGAUAAUGACGUCAGUGGACGGCAGUGAUGCUAUUGAGAAAGAAAAAAAAUGUUCAUAUUGGAAUUCUAUGUUGCGUUUUGUCACAUUGUAUAGUGAAAAUGUAGUGGCUUUUUGCCGGGUUCGAUUUUAACUAACGUGAUAAAUUAUGAAUACUUGAUAUUAAGAUAUUAAUAACAUUUUUUCAUUUGUCCCGCAGUAUAUGCAGGUGUAAUAAAAUUUCAUACUACUUUGUCAUUUGGCUUACAAUGUUGUGGCUACUUUACAUUUUUUUUAUUGCCUAACACGAUCGAUUAUAGUAUUUUUGUACUGUUAUCAUUAGGUGUAUUUUUUAUGGAUUGAUUUUGUUGGUUUAGUGUAGAGAAACUUAGGAACAUGCAGUGACUCACACUUUUACAAAGAAUAGUCAAGCAAGAAAAUAUAUAUAGUAGACAUUUUUAAGGUUUUAAUAAUUUUAUUUCAAUGCAAAAAUUUUGAGAAAGUAUUAUGACACUAGCAGUUUUGUUGAUGUGAUUUUUGAAUGGUUUUUGUUUUUGGGUUGAUACCGCAUGUCCCAACAUUUUUGUUUUAUGUAACACAGAAUAUUAUAUACGUUUUUGUAAAAUAACUUUGUGGAAAAUACAAGAUGAUAUAG
Messenger RNA from Diabrotica balteata, 3563 nucleotides. Lineage: Eukaryota; Metazoa; Arthropoda; Insecta; Coleoptera; Chrysomelidae. The record is from the annotation of a GenBank genome assembly.